UUCUUUACAAGGAUUAGAUGUCAGGAAUUGUGAAAAACUUAGUUUAAAUGUAUUUGGCUAAGGUGUAUGUAAACUUCUCACUUCAACUGUAUUUAAGCCAGUCAAAUAAAACAUACUUAUUCUAUUUUAUUUCAAACAUGAAUGAGGUGGCAUUGUGUGACAAUAAAUGGUGACAUUUUAGUUUUUGUGGUCAGAAAUGGCGUAGGCCUAAACCUAUACCAUGAGUGUGAAUCUGGAAGUGAAAUUCAAAGAUUUUAAGAGCGGAAGUGGGGGGGUGUCAAAUAUCAUCUUGAGAAAUCCUCGACAGCUUUCUAAACAUGUUGAAUCACUGGGAAAUCCAUUGGUAAACCGGUUUUGUGAGAUCCAUAACCAAAAAGACACUGUCUGUGUCUGGAAAGUAUCCCAUUUCUCUAUAUAUUGCACUACUUUAGACCAGGGUCCAUAUUUUACUUAUCUGGUCAAAAGUAGUCUACUAUGUAGGGAAUAGGUAACAAUUUCAGACACACGCCAGAUAGUUAUACCUUGGUAGGUUUCAUACAGCCUACAGGGGUGAUAAGGAUUGAUAUACUGUUACACAACUUUCUUCGUUAUGUCCAAUGGAUAUUCUAUACAGGUGAAACGUUAGUGAGCCAAACACAAUACAUUAGAAGAAUACUUUUUGAGCAUGUUUCCAAUUCAGAUAUUAUACAAAUAUUCCUGAUAUUUUAGUGAAUUUGGGAGAUUCACUCAAUGGGUUCUAACAAUGACUGGCAAAGAUAUGCUAAUAUGGUAGUAGGUAGCUGGACACAGUCCAAGAUUCUGUCUGUCUGUUGUCCUGGCAGAUUGUGGUCUAUUUUUCUAACCUCUCGUGACAACUACAGUACUUCAGGAAGUGGGGAAAUAGUAGAGGAAGUCCCUUGUUACUUCACAAUAUGAUGAGCCGGGAUUAAGGAAUUUACAUCUGAAAAUUCAUUACAUUUAAGCAUGCUUGACAUAAGCAGAAAUGACAAGAUUAGGAAAUGAUAGAAAAGAACAAAAACUUCUAGUAUUUCACCUGAGGGAACAACAGGAUUCAGCAUACUCUCCAUUUAUUAUUAUGACCUCAGACAACUUUAGAAAUGAAGUUUAGUUUCCUAGUCCUUUAGGAAGAUGGAUUUAAACAUACAGUAAAUAUUGUAUUUGUAUUUAGAUAUACAUGACAUUUUUUGUCAUUUAGCAGAGGCUUUUAUCCAGAGCUACAUGUAUUUUACAGUCAGUCAGUGCUUGUAACUAAAUUGAGUAGGGAAAAACAACAACAUAUGAUAUCACAGUCAUUUCAACUAUAGACCAUUCUUUGCACUUUAACCGUAAUGUAUGAAAAGUAAUUUACAAGUAAAAUUACAAGGUAGUAUUAUAAUACAUUUUAUUAUAAAGUCAGGUGUUAAGUUGCUUAAUCGGACUCAUCUUUCUUAGUGUUGACAUGAACAAUGGUUUAUCUUCUAUUCAUUUAGUUAUAUUGAGAUUUGAAGUCAUGAAAACACACGAAUGUCUUUAAUAAAGUAUAUUGGCACUAUUACAAUGCACUUCCUCUAUCAACAGGGAAAAAAGGCAAAUGCAUUAGUAUCCUGUUUUAAAACAUUUCUAUUGAACCUUUAUUUAAACAGUCCCAUUGAGUUAAAAAACAUAUUUCUUUGAGAGACCUGAAGCACGACAGCAGCCUCAACACAUCAGUAUCAGACAAACAGGCACAUGACAUCAACCAGAAGAAGAUAAAUCAAUACAAUAAGUGGCACGUCGGUAACGAGCAUGUACACAAGCCAGAAUUUAACAUAUGAGUGUAAUACUGUACGUCAAACUGUCCAGUAUUUCAUCACCAACAUCAUUAAAGGGGCAAUCUGCAGAUGUUACAUUCCUUUUUGGAAUAAUUUAAUGACAUUUAGGCAUACACAUUGAUUCUUGAAUUUAUAAAUGUCUCACGAGCAUAUUUCAGCAUAUCUAUAGUACCCCAUCAGAACCCAAAACAUAGCUGGUUUCACUACAAUGUUUGUAAACAGAACAUAUAAACAAACACUAUAUAGCUUCAAAACAUGGUUAAAACUGUAAUUUUUUAAAAUAUUGUGGAUAGUCAGUAAUUGCAUUCAUAGCUCUGUCUCUGAAUUUGAGAGUGGUUACAUUUCUCCAGCCUCAUCCCUCAGAUUUUUAAUGAAACGGGCGGGAGGACGCUUUGUUUAUCGUUUGAAUUGCGGAUUGUCCCUUUAAACAAUACAAUGUGCUAGCUGGUCUGGUAAAACCAUCCCACUUCCUCCUGUGUGUAGAGGGAAAUUCCCAGUGUGUGCCCAGGGUGUAUAUAGGACAUACAGCUCACAACAUGUAGUCAGAAAACAUUGGUUCAGAGAACAAUUUAGGAUUCACAAGAACUAAGGACUAACAAGACACUGCUACCUACCUACAAACUUCAAAACAACUCAUUAAGGUAAAUUAACUUUAUAUUCUGUCUUUACUCAUGUUUGCAAUAAUACUUCUACUGUAUUGAUGGCCAUGUAUUAUACAGCUAAUUGUGGUAGCAUUAUUUAUUGCUAUAUAGUGUUAGUUAUAACUCAUAUUUAAAAUGUUUAUUUAGACUGAACUGUAUAUGUAUUUACUGUUAACAUCAGAUCUGAAUGAGCUUUCAACUCUUCAGCAUCUUUAAGCAACUGAUUAAGCAUGAUGCCAAUAUAUUAUGGACAGGACAGAGCUUUACAAAGGGAUGCUUUUAUUUUCCAGAUCUAACUACACAGACAUGGAUUUUGAGUCAAACUACAGUUUAAUAAAGAACACCUCUGAAAGCACAGCAUGGAGCUCCAAGCUGCCUCAGGGUCUGGAUCUGGAGGUAUCCCAUCACCCCAUCACCAUGCGCCACAUUGCCAACCUCAUCAUCGCCAUGGAGAGGUUAAAGGGUGGCGAGGGGGUUACCAUGGGAACCGAGUUCAAGGACAAGGACCUGCUCAACUUCUUACUGGAGAGUGCUGUGGAAGAACAUAUAGUGUUGGAGUUGGAGUCGGCACCCUCAACGAGGAGGAGGGCAGCAGGGUUCAGCAGUACAUCACAGUAUGAGUGUAGCGUCACUGACUCUGAGAACAAGUGCUGGGUCUUGAUGAAUGAGGCUAUGGAGCUGCACGCCAUGAUGCUCCAGGGAGGCAGCAGCUACCACAAAGUGCAUUUGAACCUGUCUUCGUACGUCACGCCUGUCCCCGUUGAGACUGAAGCCAGACCUGUAGCCCUAGGCAUAAAGGGAUCCAACCUCUACCUGUCCUGCUCCAAAUCGGGAGGCAGGCCCACCCUGCACCUUGAGGAGGUUGCGGACAAGGAGCAGCUGAAGUCCAUCAGCCAGCAGAGCGACAUGGUGCGUUUCCUUUUCUACAGACGGAACACCGGGGUUGACAUCAGUACCCUGGAGUCUGCCAGGUUCAGGAACUGGUUCAUCAGCACGGACAUGCAGCAGGACUACACCAAACCGGUGGACAUGUGUCAGAAGGCAGCCCCCAACCGCCUUACCACCUUCACCAUCCAGCGCCACAACUAAGAUGGCCGCAAACACUGACACAACACCAGUCAGGCCAAGGCCUCCAAUAGAGAUCCUCUACAAUUCAUGUGAUUCUAUUGGCCCUCUGUGAUCAGGAGUGGGUUGCCACUGUGGGUGCACGCACAUCAACAGAUUUAAGUGUAUUGCUUGUAAGACACAAGAAUUUCAUGAGGUUUAGAGUAUGUACUGAGUACAGCAUGUUACCAUUGGGGUGUAUUGACCUAGUCAAUAUUGUGGUAAGCGCCCCUGAUAUAAUCAAAAUAUGCUUAAAACGAAAGCGAAGUCAUUAUUGUUCUACUAUUUAUUAAUAUAUCUAUAAUUCAGUAAUUUAUACUUAUUUAUCAAUGUAUAUAUUUGGCUCUGUUGAUGUUGCACAUAUUCAUUGAUACAUGCAAACAUUUAAAAUUCUUAUGUGCUCUUUUUAAUAAACAUAUUUAAAU
Messenger RNA from Oncorhynchus gorbuscha (pink salmon), 3960 nucleotides. RefSeq names its product interleukin-1 beta. NCBI's taxonomy places the organism in Eukaryota, Metazoa, Chordata, Actinopteri, Salmoniformes, Salmonidae. The transcript is spliced from 5 exons. The coding region runs from base 2678 to 3520 and encodes 280 amino acids. Gene Ontology annotation, molecular function: cytokine activity. Gene Ontology annotation, biological process: immune response; inflammatory response; cellular response to lipopolysaccharide. The record is from RefSeq and is a predicted model, not a curated record.